AUGAUCAUGGUGAUACUAUUACUACUAUUCGUGCUACAAGGUUGUAGCUCACCACGUUCACCUGAUUUAAUACCACCAUCUACCGCUGCUACUGGAGGGGAUAAUCUACAACCAAGUACUAAUAGGAGGGUCUCUUCCUCUCCCUCUACCACUCUGCAUCCCCCUUCUAGUAGUAGUACAUUAGGUAUUACUACUACUGCCACCAACCAUAUUACAAGAACCUCUCCUCCUUCUCCUAGUAGUAGUAGUAGUGUCACGACUACUUCAGCGCCAGUACCUAGAGGCAGAUGCUCUAAGGGGGAGCCUUCUACCACCCAUAAAGGGUUGGCCAUAUAUGCAGAUUGGCCUCAUAUGGAUGUUCUCACUGAGAAGAAGUAUAUGAAUCAAUUAGGCACUUUUGUUAAUGGUCAGAGUUGUCUCAAUUCCCAUUUCUCAAUUGUCCUACUUGAUCUUACUCCUACUAAGUUUAGUGAUUGGAUAAAGGAUGGUAGGAACGUGAAUGCUCCUGAUACCAGUAGCAGUAUUGCUCGUGGUAAUGACUUCAAGGCAAUGUUAUCGGCUAUUAACACUGCUGGUAGUAAGCUUUCUAUUGUGGUUGCUCUUGGGUAUGGAUACUAUAAUAGUGUAUGUGAUGGUAGUGAGAGUAUAGAUUGUAUGUAUCAUUUCGUUAAGACCUGGGAUAAGGAAUAG
This is a messenger RNA of Perkinsus marinus ATCC 50983, 690 nucleotides long. RefSeq lists its product as hypothetical. NCBI's taxonomy places the organism in Eukaryota, Perkinsozoa, Perkinsida, Perkinsidae. Bases 1 to 690 code for a protein of 229 amino acids. The record is from RefSeq and is a predicted model, not a curated record. The transcript is spliced from 4 exons.